AUGUUCUGGCAAAAAGUGGGGUUCUCUGAUCAAAAGAGCAUCAUAACGGGGGCGGAGUCUGACAGCCGAGACAAGCAGUCGCACGGGCUGAGAGCUCCGAAAGAAAAACGAGAAAAACGGGGAAAAACCUGUGAUGGGCACCCCCAAAUCACUACAAAGGUGCACUACAGUCCCUCCGAGCAACAUGGGACGAAGAAAAUAAAAACGCCCACAGAAAAACACUCCCCAGGACUCACAAUUGGCGACAUGUGGAAGCAGGCUUGCGGGGCAUGCGGGACCAACAUGGUGGCGAUUCAUGGCGGCUGUUCCGAUUUCUCGGAUGACCCCUCCAGAGACGAAUACCUGCCAGCAACCAAGGCGGGGAGACCUCCACAACUGCCGGCUCCUACCCAGACACCGCUCCAGUGA
Messenger RNA from Pelobates cultripes (western spadefoot toad), 408 nucleotides. Lineage: Eukaryota; Metazoa; Chordata; Amphibia; Anura; Pelobatidae. The record is from the annotation of a GenBank genome assembly.